CCUGGAGAGACCUUUUUGCAUCAUUCUCAAGAUACACAACUGAGAUAACUCAUCAUGAAGUCUCAUGUAAUAUUCGCAUACUUUCUCCAACAUAUCGCCGCACAAACAAUCUCAACAAGCUGGAUCUGCGAGGCCGGGUCCGAUAUCACUUCGUUUCCUGCUUGCAAUGGGUUCCUCAAUUCCGGAAAUGCUUGCGCGACUGUACUGGAUCGCCCUGGAAAACAGAAAUGCCUUUGCAACCAAGAAUACCUCGACUCUCUAUACGACUGUGAAAAUGAGUUAAAGCUCUGCUAUCGAGGCAAUUACUAUCAAGACUCAUUCGAUAGAGGCAUAGAGCUUUGGGAAAGUCUUUGCCGCAGCUACGUGACAUUUUCCCCGACGACGCCCUCAGCACAAGCGUACACUGCUUAUCCAGAGCAACUCUGUGUCGAUGUUGACAAGGCUUGUCAAUCGGCGAGGAAUAUACUUAGUGAUUGCUCACCGUAUGUUUCGGAUACAGAUACGUCGAGGUUGAGCUCUUGCGAGUGCCAGCCUAGGUUACUUCGCCAGGCUUACACUUGUCAGUAUAUUGGGAACGCCUCGUGUCUUGCUACAGAAGCUGCGACGACGAAUGCGUAUGGGUAUGGGAUCUGUGACAACUUUGGGUCUGUUAUCGGGGCGGAGCAGUCGGCGAAAGACGAACCUGCGCAGACUAAUGCUGAGGACCUACCAACUCUGUCGGCCUCGACACGCGCGACAUUGACCGUAACAGCAUCGCAAACUUCUACUCAGACCUCAAGCAUCAGUAGCAAAGUUGCACCUAGUGUAUUUCUCAUCCUGAGCAUUAUGGCACUUGUUGUAGUACGGUAGUCUAUUCAAUUUACCUGCUCUUGUUGGCAAUUCAGAUAUGC
Fusarium verticillioides 7600 is the source of this 890-nucleotide messenger RNA. RefSeq lists its product as hypothetical. The record is from RefSeq and is a predicted model, not a curated record. Bases 55 to 849 code for a protein of 264 amino acids. NCBI's taxonomy places the organism in Eukaryota, Fungi, Ascomycota, Sordariomycetes, Hypocreales, Nectriaceae. The transcript is spliced from 3 exons.